AUGAACUGCCCUUCGCGUACAGACGAGGACCUCGUCCAUCCCGACUGGAACCAGAACCCGCCAUUUUUACCCCCGGAUCUGACCAAGAGAGAAGAUCUGAAUGGCCGUGUGAAUGACAGGCAAGGUCGAAACGGACGGGAUCUGUCGUCCUCGUCUCUCGAGUGUCCUGGCGGAGCGUUCGAGUCGCAUGUCAUGACUAUUGAAACCACUCCGUCACCGGCAACCGCCCCCUUUGCAGAUGCAAAACUCGCUCGUUAUCGAGAAGAAUUUUGCUCUGCUACCAAAGAGACCCCAUCUAUGGCCCAUGGUUUAACCGCCUGGAUCCACCAUUUUAACCGGUGGCUUCUGCCCUACCAAAGCUACAUUUGGUGGAUGACAGCUACCAUCUUCACUACGCUUGUAGUAUACUGCGUGGGGGAUAUGUUUCGAACAUUCUUUCCAACCUCUCAAAAGAUUCCCAUGCAGAAAACAAAGCGAGCUUCGACAUGCGGAACUGGCGGCGUAAAUGCUGCUGAAUACAACUUACCUCUGCAUGUCAUCGCCCUUUUCAUCAUUAUGUUUGUAUCCUCAUUCGCCUGUGGCUUUCCGAUGUUGGUGCUCAAGUAUCCACGUCUGCACAUCCCACAGUCCUUUUUCUUUGCCGUCAGACACUUUGGAACCGGCGUUUUGAUCGCCACAGCAUUCGUCCAUCUGCUGCCGACGGCGUUCACUUCCCUCGGCAACCCUUGCUUGUCGGGGUUCUGGACUAGCGAUUACCCGGCAAUGCCAGGCGCCAUCGCUCUUGCCGCCGUCUUUUUAGUUACCAUUAUAGAAAUGGUGUUCAGCCCUGCCCAACAUGUAUGCGGUGGGACUAGCGAUGUAGAAAAAAUCGUCUGCACCAAGAAGCCGUCGAAUGAACGGCAGCCCUCAGGUCUUGCCGGAGUCAGGGAGGACGGACGUGACUCGAGGCUUCAAAACGCCCAGACUGACUUGACCCGAAGUCUCAGCCGUCGAGAGCGCGACUCACUGAGCGGCAGAGCCUCCAGUAUAGGGCGCGAGCUGAACCGUAUGAAGCCAUCUGGUCAACCAGGUACCACGCAGGUAGAAGUAGAAGAUGACGACCGUAUCGAGGACGGAUCCGGCGACGAACUCCCACAGAUAGUCUUAAGCCCGGAGCAAAAACGACAAAAGGCAUUUAUGCAAUGCAUUCUCCUCGAAGUCGGAAUCUUGUUCCACAGCGUCUUUAUUGGGAUGGCGCUGAGCGUCUCGGUGGGGAGUAAAUUCGUCAUACUCCUCAUUGCCAUUACUUUUCAUCAAAGCUUUGAAGGACUCGCUCUCGGCUCACGCAUCGCCUCCCUGGACUGGGAGCCUAAUGCCAUACAGCCCUGGCUUAUGGCGUUAGCAUAUGGUUGCACAACUCCUGCAGGUCAAGCUAUCGGCUUAGCUACUCAUACCUUGUACUCUCCGGACUCUGAAAUCGGUCUUAUUAUGGUUGGCACUAUGAAUGCCAUAUCUUCUGGCCUGCUUGUCUAUGCUUCCCUCGUCGAGCUCUUGUCCGAGGACUUCCUCAGUGACGAGAGCUGGCGCGUCUUGAGAGGAAAGCGCCGGGUGUUUGCCUGCAUUCUCGUGUUCCUCGGCGCGUUUGAGGUGACGUUUGUCACUUCGCUAGCACAACACACCGAUACCUGGCUUAAUCAUUUACCGCAUCUCCACGAGCACGCGAGCGUCGUCAAUCACCAACCGCCCUCCGACCGCCAGCAAGCUCCAAAUCGCCUUUUCAAGUCGCGCCGGAUCUUCGAAGUUCGAAUCGAUAGCUUCCCAACACCCUCUCGGUUAGACGAGCAGUGUCUUCCUUAUAGCUGGCUCGGCUCAAAGCGGGGGUCGGGAACACCCUUCCGUGGCCGUUCGACGAGAGGAGGACAUCGGACCCAGGGGGCAUCAGAUCCAGUUGUUCUUGUUGGGAAUGGGAGUAACGCGCAGAGCCAGGGUCACCCUAUGAGCGCCAGGGGCGGGCGUGGUAGGGGAACUAUCUCGUCGCCGUUUGGGGCCCAAUCUCGAGGAAACUUCAAAGCAGGAGACGGUAGCAAUAGGAGCGGUUUUACGGGAUUUCGAAAAAGCUCCUCCCCGCCAGUCUCUCAAACGGACGGUCUACCGGCAUCUAAUCCAUUCGGACCCAAAUCAAACGCACAGGCCAGCUCGCCAUUUGGCUCGGCAGCUCGGGGUCGAGGAAAUCAACAUGCUACUUUUGGGCAGGCUCGUGGCGGCCGUGGCAGUACGCGAGGGUUUGGAGCUGUUGACCGAGCUAGGGAUCCGAGGCGUCGACCUGCUACGACCCCGGCUGGCAUCAAACCUGCAGAUAGUAUAGCAGACUACACCACUCGAUAUGAACGGCAUGUUGACCCGGACUCUGGCGAAUCCAGCAAUAUGGAAGGGAAAAUGAUCAAACGAUUUAGAAGGUCGGCUGCUGGCAAAGACGAGCAGCUGCCGUCCGAUAUCAGAAGUCCUAAAACCCUUCUUCAGACAAUUAACUACAUGCUGCGACACGUUACCACAAGCGACGAGACUCUUGGCUCAAUACAUAAGUUUGUGUGGGAUAGAACACGCUCGGUGCGAAAUGACUUGUCCAUCCAACAAGUCAGCCAGCGGCAAGAUAUUGACCUCGCGGUCAAAUGUUUCGAGAGAAUAGCACGUUUUCAUAUUCUCUCGCUUCAUCUUCUAUCGAACCCUACAAACCAGGAGCAGUUUGACCAUCAUCAGGAGCGAGAACAACUAAACAAUACUCUUCUCUCGCUCCUUUAUUAUUACGAUGAUAACCAUGGUCGACUUGAGUUUCCGAAUGAAGCCGAAUUUAGAGCAUAUUAUAUUUUGUUUUCUAUCCACGACCAACGUCCCGACCUUGAGGCACGAGUUCAGAAAUGGCCUCGUGAAUUAAGGGAGUCUCUACGAGUUCAGGUAGCAAUGGAAAUGUUCGCAGCAGCAGGAAACACUUGGGAGUACCAAGGGACGCUGGACGCUAAGCGGCAAAAUCCCCUUGCCCAAGGGUUCUACUCGCGAUUCUUCCAGCUCGUCAGGUCAAAGAGCGUGUCCUACCUUAUGGCUUGCGUCGCAGAGGUAUACUUUAACCAAGUACGCCAAACAGCAAUCCGAUCAAUUUGGAAAGCAUAUUGCCGGCAACCUGCCUCUCAACAACAUAAAAACCAGGAAUGGACCAUCGAUGAGCUCACCAUCGCUUUGGCUUUCGACAACGACGAUCAAACCAUAGCCUUCUGCGAGGAGCAGGACCUUCAGCUUGCGACCAAUGCUGAGGGCCAACUCUAUCUGAACUGGGCCAACCGUCCAAUUGACUCUAUUGCAUUUCAACCGUCAUCUCGUCAGACUUUCUCGUAUCAACUUGUGGAGCAAAAGCGCUGCGGAAGAUCACUGGCCGCCGUCAUACUUGGGAUGAGCGUUUCACAGGCUAUCAGACACAAAAUGAUUGAUACAUCUCUCCUUCAAAACGAACUAUACAAUCAAUCAGUGCAAGCAGAUGAAGAGGGCCUGUUUGUCAGUGAUGAUGAGAAUCAACAGCAACAACCCGCUCAUGCGGUGCAGCCGUCACCUUUCGAAACAACUGAUGAACCACUUAUACCGUCGACCUUCAAUACGCCCUCAUUCGGAGGCCCUGUAUCCCAAUUUGGCCAGAGUUCUCCAUUUGGCUCUCCCUUCAAUUCCCAGCUAUCGCCAGCCGCUUCGCCCUUUUCGCCUCAAAACUCAAGCAUAAAGCCAAUUUCCCAGUUUGGGCAACCAAGCCCUGCACACGCAUCUACACCGUCGUCAUCAUCGCCGACGCCGCCUAUGGUAGCAAAUACAGGCGAAAUCUCCGCCGCAGUUCCGUCAAAUUCCACUACCUUCUCGUCAUCGUUUCCUUCGGCUGUCCAAACAGGCUUCGGCUCGCCGUCUUUUACAGCGGCCCCCAGCAACAAUCAACCAUUUAAAGGAAGCCAAAAUAACCCAGCCACUUCAAUCUUUGGUACGCCUUCCGCUGUUCCCAUUGGUACAUCCGGCUCGACUGCAUCAAACCCAAGCCCCCCCGAAAACCAACGACCUCUUUUCGGGGCGCCGUCACCAUUCGGCCCUUCACCUGUGAUUAAAACCCCAGAAGAAAAGGGGUCUCCUUUCUCAAUAGGGAAUACUCAACAAACAUUCCUACCAUCAAAGGAUGAAAGUUUGAAGGAAGAGUCCAAAUCGCCCUUUACUGUGUUUCCCGGGAAUACUCUUAGACAGCAGUCGACUUCCACUUUAUUUGGACAACAAACAUUCUCCAAUCCCCCAAAACUGCCGGAACCAGCAGCGCCGUCAAUGAAUGAAGAGGCUAUAUCCCAAACAUAUAAGCCGGCAUCUCUGUUCUCCCCAUUUCCCGGCUCUCUUAAACCCCAAUCAACUCCGUCUAUCGACUCAACAGGGGGUAAACUCCAGGCGGAAUCCGGACCAUUUGCUCCAACAGCGUCCCAUGCUGCAUCUUCCCUUUUCAAACUCAAUGAUUCUGAGCCAGUCUUGCCCCAGGCUCUAGACAGCCCGCCAAGUCAAACGGAGCCAAAUGGUUAUUUCCAAACAGGGCCUUCCAUACAACAACGACAAGAAGCAGAGGAGGAGGCAAGGAAGAAGAGGGAGCAGGAAGAAGAAGAGAGGAGAAAAAUUCUAGAACUAGAACGGGAAAGAGAGCGACAGAAGCGUGAGAUGGAGGAAGCAGAGGCUAAGAAACGAGAGACAGAACGACAGGAAGCUGCGGCUCGUGAGGCAACUCGGGAAGCAUUACGCAAACAAAGAGAAGCUCGGGAGGAGGCUAAGCGCCAAGCAGAAGCAAAAGAACGAGCCCAACGCGAACUCGAGCAAGAGCUUCAGGCCGGUCAACGCGAAAUCGCAAGAAGGCAAGCGGCUGAAAAGCGAGCUGCGAAACAGGAAGCUGCCAGACGAGCAUCGAUAGAAGCAGAUAUUACGAAACGAAAGGCUGACGAUUUCACUGAGGAACCGGAUCUUUCGUACAAGAGAGCCUCAAAAGCAGCCAGACUAACUCCGGAGGAUGAGCUGUCGGUCGAAGAACUUAUGAAAGUGGAUAGGCCUAGGCAUAAGAGAUCACAAACCUCUAACCCUCAACCUUCAAAACCUGCUAUCGACGAGGAUGAACUUCUACUCUCUGCCGCCAGGCUAGCGGCGCACACGUUAUCUCAGGGAGCCCGGCUAUGGGAUGAAACCCCAUCUUUCAGCCAAUCAGUUUCCUCAGCGUCAAGUUCGUUCUUCGGAAGGUCUAGUACAGGAUCUCGACCUAGCUUCGAUGGGUCUCAUGCGGUCGUUAACGGUUAUGAUGUUGCUCUUGCCCCUUCCUCGCCACUUGGGCUGGGCAGGACUCUCUCCAGGACGGAACAGAGGAUAAGGGCAACGGGUGCUAACGGCCUGGCGUUUAAACCUAUUACCCGCGUUCACAAGCCAUCUAAGAAGAUUAAAGAGAAAGGAAAGGAGCCACAGCGCUAA
Messenger RNA from Arthroderma uncinatum, 5487 nucleotides. RefSeq lists its product as uncharacterized. The transcript is spliced from 15 exons. Lineage: Eukaryota; Fungi; Ascomycota; Eurotiomycetes; Onygenales; Arthrodermataceae. Bases 1 to 5487 code for a protein of 1828 amino acids. Gene Ontology annotation, cellular component: cytoplasm; membrane; nucleus. Gene Ontology annotation, biological process: mRNA export from nucleus; transmembrane transport; metal ion transport. Gene Ontology annotation, molecular function: metal ion transmembrane transporter activity. The record is from RefSeq and is a predicted model, not a curated record.